Messenger RNA from Mycotypha africana, 1059 nucleotides. RefSeq lists its product as uncharacterized. Lineage: Eukaryota; Fungi; Mucoromycota; Mucoromycetes; Mucorales; Mycotyphaceae. Gene Ontology annotation, molecular function: oxidoreductase activity. The transcript has a single exon. The coding region runs from base 1 to 1059 and encodes 352 amino acids. The record is from RefSeq and is a predicted model, not a curated record.
AUGCUCACCUUACCUAAAGAGCAAACUGUAUAUCGUGUCACGAAGCGUGAAGGUUUUGAGUUUAUUAUACCCGCACAAGAAACAUUAGAGGCCGAAAAACUCGGUGAUAGUCAAAUUCUCAUCAAAAUCAAAGCGGUUUCUCUCAACUACCGUGAUAUUGUCAUUGCUGAUGGUCGCUACCCUUUUCCCUGCAAAGAAAAUGUUGUCCCUUGCUCUGAUGCCGUUGCAGAAGUUCUUAAAGUUGGAGAUGACGUGAUUGAUAUAGCGGUAGGCGAUCGUGUUAUCACCAACUUUGAUAUGCAUCUUCUUUCGGGGGUGAUGAAGAAUCAAGACUACUGUCUAGGCGGCGGUGUCGAUGGUACAUUAAUGCAAUACAAAAUCCUUCCCAGUCAUAGCGUUACCAAAUUACCCAAGGAUUUUCCUCUUUCGGACGAAGAAGCUGCUUGUUUGACGUGUGCCGGUGUCACGGCAUGGAACGUGCUCUAUGGUUCUGCGGAUCGAUUUGUUGCAGGUCAAACGGUCCUUAUGUUGGGUACAGGUGGUGUUUCAACGAUCGCAUUGGCGUUGGCGAAUGCAGCAGGGGCUCGUACCAUUAUUACCUCCUCGUCUGAUGAAAAAUUAAACUAUGUCAAAGAGAAAUACGGUGCUGAUUAUACGGUCAACUAUCGUAAAAAUCCCAAUUGGGAGAAAGAAGUGCUAAAGAUCACUCACGGCGAAGGCGUUGAUUUUGUGGUUGAGGUAGGUGGAAAAGGUACUAUUACCAAAUCCUUGACAUGUCUGAAGCCUGGUGGACAUAUUGGUUGCAUUGGUGUUUUGAGCAGUUCAGAUGGUAACGUGCCUAAUAUCCUUCCCAUGAUCAUGGGUAAGGGUGCACAUGUGAGAGGUAUUCUCGUUGGUAACAAACAGCUUUCAGAAGAGCUUGUUCGUUUUGUACAUGCAAAGAAGAUUCAUAUGCCCGUUGAAAAAGUGUUUGGGUUCACUGAAGAGGAAGUUCGCGCUGCCUAUAAGCAUGCUGCUUCCCAAACUCAAGUGGGCAAAACUGUCAUUAAAGUAGAAUAA